Dreissena polymorpha is the source of this 2080-nucleotide messenger RNA. RefSeq lists its product as uncharacterized. The record is from RefSeq and is a predicted model, not a curated record. The coding region runs from base 219 to 1154 and encodes 311 amino acids. NCBI's taxonomy places the organism in Eukaryota, Metazoa, Mollusca, Bivalvia, Myida, Dreissenidae. The transcript has 2 exons.
AAGACAUAGUUAUCGACAAUGGAUAACAACUAAUGUUCAAUUAACACAUGAGUGAACAUUUACCCCUUUAAACCAUCUUCGUCGUCGUUUAAGUAGUGGUAGUUGUAGUAGAGGGCGUAGCAGUAGUAAUAGUAAAGUACUAAUUAUGAUGUUGAUAAUUUCAGGUGGAGUGCGGACUUCCAUAUCACUGAUCUUUGACAAACCUUUAAACGCCGGUCAUGGAAAACAUUGAUUUAAAAGAACUAUUCAAUGAUGCAGACACGUGCCAUUUCAUGGAUACCAGCUCAUUAAUUCCGUUAUGUCUAUGCGCCUUAUUAGGUAUUGUAACAUAUCUGGCUCACAAUUUUUUUCAGAAACGUUUCAAAAAACAAAACUUUGUCAACGUACACAACACUAUUGUAAUGGAAACGCAUACAUCAUUUCUGGGUGGCGACAUGAAGGCCUCUGAAACCGAUCUUACAGCGUUCGUUGAGAAAUCUGCAAUAGAUACCGGACGUAAAAUAGAAUACGCAGCAAUGAAUAUAACAGAAAAUCAGCAAGAGUGCGCUGUUGAGAUUUUGUCACAAACUGCAUUGCUAAGAACCGAAAUGUUGUCACAAACUGAAUCUCUGAAUAAUAAAAUCGAUCAUCUAAUUGCCGAGCAAGCACCGAGACAAGACGAGUACGUUACGCAACGCCAGGAACUGAUCGAACUGAUAAAGAAGCUUUACACGUUCCUAUUCAAUUACUUGACAAUAUCUCCAUUGAAUGAUAACAUCAAUGAACAAUUACAAGAUGUGUAUAUGCAGCCAAAAAUGUGGACAAUGUGCAAGGAUAAAGGGGCGUUUAAGAAAACAGACAAACCUGUUAGGCUGUACAAGGAUGUGUGUUUUACUGAUACUAAAGUUAACCAACGAAUAUUUCUUCAAGGUGAGGCGGGGUCUGGAAAGACAACAUUUUUUUUAGCAAAGAUGGCCAUGGACUGGUGUGGGGGAUCGCAUGUAUCUAGUGCAUCUGGUAACAGUUCACUUUUCUUUAGGGAUGUCGACUUUUUGCAAGGCUAUACGUUCCUGUUCCAUAUUACAUUGAGACAUUCCGUACAACUAGUCGACGUAUAUACUAUGAUUAAAAAAACAAAUAAUAGACUCAAUUUACUCCCUCGGAGAAGACCGUGAGAAGGCGUACAGACUUGUGAAUGAGAUCAUGAAACGUGAAAUAUGCUUGAUACUACUUGAUGGUCUAGAUGAGUGGACCGGACCAGGAGAUCAACACAACCUACCGACAUUGGUAGUAGAUCACAGCAAAUGUGUGAUGCUAUUUUCAACAAGACCUUGGAAAUUGGCUGUAGUUAAUAUUAAGAAUUCGGAGAUAUACACAUCGGUGCAACUGGAAGGAAUAAUUGAGCCAUUUUUGCUUAGCAGAAUAAUCCUGAGCCGCUUGGUAGAUGAGGAUGAUCUUGAAAUAAAAUACACAGCAUUUGAGAAUUACAUAGAGAAACAAAAGCUCACACAUUUACUGUCAUCUCCAAUGAUGCUCUCUGCACUUGUUUGUUCAUUUUCAGAGGAAAUGGAACUCAAAGGCUCUAAGUGUGAAAUAUACAUUCUCUUACUCGAUAGUCUUUGUAAGAAAGCAAACAGAGGAAUGCGUGAAUUUGAACAGCCCCCAUUUCCAUGCUUAAAAUGUACUCAAUUCAUAAAGCCCAAUAUGGAAGACCUGAAUCGCCUUGCCGAAUUAGCAUUUAAUUCGUUAUUUGUAAACGCAAAAGAAAACUCAAUAGUGUUCAGUAUUACGCAAUUAAGCAAUACAUUGAAGAUGGAUGGACGAGAACUAAUGGAUUUUGCAUUAAAAAGCGGAAUACUAACUGCAAAACGAAACGCUUCUGUAACGCGAUCAACGUCAUCAUUCAUGUUUAUACACUUAAGCAUGCAGGAAUUCCUCGCCGCCUAUCAUAUUGCCCGCAAUACCCAUCUUGUUGAUAGCGUUAUCUUGGAGUACUUUAACCGUCACACUGAUGCACAUCUCGAAAUAUCACAGGUGUUUAUAUUUUUGUGUGGACUGGAUGUAUCAUGUGCGGAAAAGCUAUCAAUAAUGAUGCAUGAAC